This is a messenger RNA of Microsporum canis CBS 113480, 2439 nucleotides long. Its product is annotated as pre-mRNA-splicing factor 38B. The transcript is spliced from 5 exons. The coding region runs from base 1 to 2439 and encodes 812 amino acids. The record is from RefSeq and is a predicted model, not a curated record. NCBI's taxonomy places the organism in Eukaryota, Fungi, Ascomycota, Eurotiomycetes, Onygenales, Arthrodermataceae.
AUGAGUUUCCGAGGAAGAGAGUACCGCUACUACUACGAGGAGGACGACGACGAACUUGAUACAAUCUCACGGCUAUCCGAACCCCGAUCUUCACACGGUGGAAGAUACUCUAUUAAACGCUACGUCAUUGCGCCUGACGCCCGUUCCCACCGCGACGAUUCUGGAAGCGAGAUACUGCCCCGCCGCCUUAGCACUAUGGACCGUCGCCAGGAGUAUGAAUAUAUUGACGUCGACCACGACUCCUACCGGGGGUCAACAUACGCCCCUCAUGAUGACCAUGAGUAUCAGAUUGUCCGCCAUCACACCGAUGGUGUAGAGGAUCGCACCGUGGUCCAUCGCUCACCCCACGACUCUGACUACUGGUAUGAGCGCCGCAUUCGAGAAUACGAUGAUGAUCCUCGCGAUAUCGACGACCGCUACUCGGAUCGCUAUUCAGAUCGUUAUUCCGAGAGUCGCUCAAGUUUAGGGCACCAUCACCGGCAUCAUCGCCGCGACCGUGAAUAUGGCAGUGAUGACGAGCAUGACCACCGCCGCAGACACAUGGCUGAGGGUGCCCUUGCCGGUGUGGGUGCCGCGGAGCUCUGGCGACGCAAUAGCAGAAAGGACAAGGGAAAAGAGCACUCUGGCACCCUUUCACGUUUAACCAAGGAUCUCAGCGCAGGAGCAGUGGGCGCAUAUGCUGUAGACGCCAUAUCCAAGCAUCGCAGCAAGUCCCGCCACCGUGCUGACUCUCUCGAUCGUGGCCGUGAUCGUGAGCACUACCGGCACAGACAUCGCUACCACAGCAAGCAUCACCGUAGCCGGUCCCGCCAUGGCCGUAGCCGCUCACGUCACCGCUCUCGUUCGUCUUCGGCCCAUUCACACACCAAGACAAUUGCCGGCCUUGGAAUUGGCGCCGCUGCCAUUGCCGGUGCCGUGGCUCUCGCCCAUAAACAUGCGGAAUCCAAGGCCGAGAAAGAAAAUGCCCUCAAGGCCGAGAAACGUCGCGGCCGUAAGAGCCACUCCCGUCGUCGACGCCACAGGCGUGACUCUCGAUCCACGUACUCUUACUCCUCCGACACAGAGGACUCGGAGCAGCGUAGGAAAAAGUCGAGCGAACAGCGCAACCAACGCAUGGCAGAAGCCGGCCUUGCUGGAGCUACCGUAGCAGGCCUCGUUGAACAUGCCCGCAGCAAGUCACGCUCUCGCAAGGGCCAUCGCUCUCGAUCUCGAUCCCAUAGCCGAAUAAGGCAGGGUAUACCUAUUGCUGCUGCGGGACUGGGCAGCGCAGCCAUCGCCGCAAUGUAUGAGAACAAUAAACAAAAGAAAGCCGAAAAGAAGCAUGAGAGCGAGAAAGAAGAACGUCGCCGUUCUCGUUCCCGGCGUCGUCGAUCUCAGUCUACUUCUUAUGAAUCAACCGAAUACGGCGGAUCUGACAGUGACGGACGACGCAGAAGGAAGGACAGGAAGGACAGACGUCAUAGCCGUCACGCAGUAGGCAUGGGACCGAUCACCAUGAUGGAAAGCACGAUAAUGGUCGGGCUGAACAUGACAGGGACUACCGUGAUCCAUACGAAGAGGAAUAUCCAUCGCCUUCUGGUCCACCUCCAGGAUCUGUUCCAUAUCAACAUCCUCCAGCAGCACAGGAAUACUACGGUGUUCCUCCCCCAGCAGGGCCACCUGGGGGGCAAGGAUAUCCACCUCCACCUGGACCUCCCCCAGGCCCAGGUUACUUUGCCGGCCCGGGCCCAGGAGGACCUCCUGGGCACAACGGAUAUACAAGAUAUAGGGGAGAUGAAAAUUACACGGCUAAUAGGAGCAGGUGUAAAGGUUCCACAGACAUCUCACCAGAACGAGAAUGGGCCCGGAGAUAAAGGGUUUGAAAAUGGAACCUCAGAGAGAUCUUUAUUCGAAUCAUCCGCUUCAAGCCCCGUUCAAAACAAUUCACCCUCAUCAUCUGAACUUUCAUCACCAUCGCCUCCACCCUUUCCACGCUCCCACAAGGACAAAGUGUCUUCCCGCCGUAAAUCCGUCCAGUUUAACCUUCCCUCGUCCUAUGACGGGUAUGAAAGCGACGACAGUGAUUCUGCUUCUGAUUCCGAUGUAACUAUUGACUACGACAGACGACUCCAUCCUAGAGACCAUCGCCAAUCGAAUUUUUACUCUCGUUCUCGUCAUUCUCAUGAUCGUGAGCAUGACAUUGAUAGCAACAGUGUCUCAUCAGUUUCAUCUGCUGCUACAUCUGAUUCCUGUUCUUAUUCAUCUUCCCGUUACCCUGAAAGAUAUCAUGAAUCCACCAAGCACCCAGCACCAGCACAAGUUCGGCGUGAAACCGACCCGGACUCGGAUUCUACCAUUGAACUUCCUCCUAGAUUUGAUGAGCAUGGCCGGCUUCUUGAUACUUCAUCGUCAAACCGGCCAGCGCAUUUUAGAGAGAGGUAUAUUUUCAUGGCACAAUGA